CGUCUGCUCAGCGUCUUUGGGCUUUUUCUCCGGCUUUGGAUUUUGGGGUCCAAAAAUUGCAAACUCCGCUUUUGCUGAAAUAUUUAAAUUAUAGUUGAAGUCAUCGUGAAAAAGAAGUUAUGGUGGGAUGCUCGUAGAUCUGCUUCUGAUGAACUACAAAUGUAUCAACCAAAGAAUGUUCCAGGUUCAAGUUUAGUUCAUAGCAACUCGAUAGUUCAUGGUCAACAUUUAGAUUGUGGUGCUAGCUCAAUGGACCCAGUAAGUGGAGGAAGCAGCCUCGCCAACAACCCAAAUCUUGCAUCAAAGCAACGAUUACGCUGGACACAUGAGCUUCAUGACCGUUUUGUUGACGCUGUAGCUCAACUUGGUGGGCCAGAUAGAGCUACACCAAAAGGAGUUCUUAGGGUCAUGGGUGUGCAGGGUUUGACAAUAUACCAUGUCAAAAGUCAUUUACAGAAAUAUCGACUUGCUAAAUAUCUCCCUGAUUCUUCUUCUGAUGGUAAAAAGCCUGACAAAAAGGAAACUGGGGAUAUGCUUUCCAAUUUGGAUGGUUCGUCGGGCAUGCAAAUUACUGAAGCUCUGAAGUUGCAGAUGGAGGUGCAGAAGCGCUUGCAUGAACAAUUGGAGGUGCAGAGACAGCUACAGUUACGGAUAGAGGCUCAAGGAAAGUAUUUAAAGAAGAUUAUUGAAGAGCAGCGUCUUAGUGGAGUCCUUGGAGAUGCACCUGGCUCAGGAGCUUCCAUCCCAGUGUUGGGUGACAGUGGCCUGGAAUCUGACAAGAAGACUGACCCUGCAACUCCAGCCCCAACUUCAGAAUCCCCUUUGCAGGAUAAGGUUGCCAAAGAAGGAGUUUCUGCCAAGAGCCACUCUGUUGACGAGUCUUUCUCCUCUCAUCAUGAGCCUUUGACCCCAGAUUCUGUUUGCCAUGUGGGUUCCCCAGCAGGGAGUCCUAAGGGAGAGAGGUUGAAGAAGAAGCAACGGGUGAGCAUGACUGCAGCAUAUGCUAAACCAGAGAUUGUACUUCCCCACCAGAUACUAGAUUCGAGCUUAAAUGCCUCCUACCAACAAACUCAGUCAGUUUUCAUGGGAGAGCAAUUUGAUCCUUCAUCCGGGAUAUCGAUGAGAAAUGACAAUCAAUCGGGGUAGGCUUCAGGAACGGAGCUGUAGUUUAUGUGCUACAUGGUAAAUGUUAUCAGUUUCAUUUUGGCCGUGUAUUUGCCAGAUGGGAUUUCUGAUUAGGUCAAAAAGAAAAACUUGUUAAUGUCUGUUGUAUGAGAUAAUUAGGCGGAAGCAAAUCGAUCCCUUUGUCCUAAUAUAUCUAGCUUCCAUAUAGUGUACUGGAAUCAAUUAGAAUAGAAAUGAGAAUUCACAGUGAACAGUGGUGGGGAACUUGGCAGUGCCAUGUCUAUCAGUAUCUGAUACUGUGAUUGUUGUGUAUCUUGGUUUAAGGUCGUAGGACUUGGGUGGCUUUAAUUGGUUAUUGUGAAUUACCACUGUUA
Molecule: messenger RNA, 1499 nt
Organism: Hibiscus syriacus
Lineage: Eukaryota; Viridiplantae; Streptophyta; Magnoliopsida; Malvales; Malvaceae
Product: myb family transcription factor PHL7-like
Exons: 7
Coding region: 160-1146 (328 amino acids)
Molecular function (GO): DNA-binding transcription factor activity; DNA binding
Source: RefSeq, a predicted model, not a curated record